Molecule: messenger RNA, 492 nt
Organism: Exaiptasia diaphana
Lineage: Eukaryota; Metazoa; Cnidaria; Anthozoa; Actiniaria; Aiptasiidae
Exons: 3
Coding region: 76-492 (138 amino acids)
Source: RefSeq, a predicted model, not a curated record
UAUCCAUAUGAUGGGACAUUUUUUUAUGUAUCUCAUGAAGACUCCCGAGAACCCCGCUUGAAGAUUCCACCARUUAUGGACAACAUGGUAGUUAAAAUCAAGUUCAAUACUCUUAUGCUACCAACAUCAAAAGAUAAUACCGUUGUCGAGAUCGCAAAAUUUGAAACGGCGCACAAAGACAGGGUGAAAUACAGCUUCCGACCGAAAAAUAUAACUCUUUACUCAGAAAAAACAUUACCUCUAGGUCAGAGGAUAACUUUAAUUGAGACAUAUUUAAACAGAGAGGAUGUUCAAAGUGAUUUUAAGGAUGGAAGAGUUGUCUUAUUUCUUCGUGUACGAAGUAACAAUAUGCACCAAAAACACCUCAAGACCACGUACGAAUGGAUGUGGAGCAAAUUGCUGACUUUUAACAAUGCUUCAGCAAAUUCAGCGAAGCGAUGCCAAAAAUGGGCAGAAAAAGAGAGAGACAUCGUGCCAUACGUUGGUAUGUAG